Molecule: messenger RNA, 2685 nt
Organism: Penaeus vannamei (Pacific white shrimp)
Lineage: Eukaryota; Metazoa; Arthropoda; Malacostraca; Decapoda; Penaeidae
Source: RefSeq, a predicted model, not a curated record
AUGAAUGAUUACAUUAUCCCCAUGGAAAUCGCAUUAGUCCCAAUUAUGCCCUCUGACUGUGGCACAAUCUCCGGUCUCCUAAUCUCCCUCCGUGGAGAGUGCCAGUGCCAGGGACGCAACGGCACGCUUUUGUCACGGGAAAAACGACAUGGCGCGCUACUCUUACUCUGCCCUGGAGGACGACGGGCUGGGGAGAGAUGGAGAUGGAGAGGAAGGCGGCGAGGGAGCCAGCCGCGAGACUCGGCCCUGGCGGCGAGGUCCUACCUGCGGGGCCACCAGCGCUACUCCCUGCUCGAGCACCUGAGGGACAUCGGGUCUCGCAUCGACAAGAACUGGUUCAUCAUCCGGGACUCCUCUGUGAAGACCGAUCGACUAAUGACUCUACAGCCGUAUGACGAGCAGUGCCCAGUGCCAGUCACGCCGGGCACGCGGGAGGCACUCAUGGAGCUCUUCCAGGCGCUCCACCACCCGUACAUCUACCCUGUGCUCGACGUGGACUUCGCCAACAUCUCCUCCCACACCUACGUCAUCACAGUCAUCCCGCACAACAACAAGGGAACGCUCAAGGACCUCAUCUACAAGAGUCACUGGCAGGACGACUGGGGCGAGAAGUACCAGCAGAGAUCGACGGGCCUCCCGGUCACGCAGGUGCAGCGACUGGGCCGGCAAGUCCUGGAGGCGCUCCUGUUCCUGCAGGACCGCGGCUUCCCUCCCUGCGGACACCUGCACUCCGGCAACGUCAUCCUGCAGAACGGCGUCGCCAGGUUAUCGGGGGUGGAAAAUACCCUCCUCGGCCUCACCUCGAGGAUCUACCCCAUCAUCAAGCGAAGACCGGGACAACAGGACGCGAUCGAUUCCGUGUGCUUCGGCCACGUGUUGUUCGAGAUGUGUGCUGGCUACGAGCUGUCUGCCGCCCACCCGACGCCCAAACACCUGGACGACAUUGCAGGUUAUCCUCAGGUGGUGCAAGUGCUGGAGUACAUCUUCGGCAACGGCGACCAGUACCCGAGCAUCGAGGAAAUCCUUUGCAUGGACUUCUUCAGGAAUCUGGACCUCCGGGAGAUGCGGGCAGCCCCACUACCGUCACAGUUCCAGAUUCGGUAUUCCCCGACGAUACGAAAUAUUCUGAAAGAAGUCCGAAGAUUUCAGAAACAGAGAAGCUUGCAGCGGCGAACACGGUCCCUCAGUCGCGGAGAGACGCUAGAGGGGGAUGGUUACGGAAGGAGAGACGUCAGGCGUGGGCGUCGGGGGGGCGGUACAGCCUCGGGCGGUGAAGGCGGAGGAGGAGACACGCCCACGAGCAGCGAGGCGUCGGCAGGAGGGACAGGCGGGGGCGCGGACGAGGGCGUGGCGCCCACGGGGUCCGCCUACAACACCCCGACGGCGUCGCUGGCCGCGCUCUCCUCGCCGACCUCCGACGUGACUCCUUCGCCGGAGGUAAGUUGGCCCGACCUCGCUCGCCCUUGCCGUCCCGACUCAGCCCACUUGUGCCCUCUUGAUCACGUUGCAAGUCUAAGCGAUUGGAUGGAAUAUACAGAUUUUGACAUGCAGUUUUUGAAGGGUAGAUUUCAUUAGAUUCAAAGAUUUUCAGUGUGCCUAUUUGUCCCCUUACUGAAAAAAUGCAUAUUGAAUUGUUAGAGCCCUGCAGUUAUUUACUUACUUAUCUAAGGUAAUAUGAUUUACUCAUCAACAAUUAAUAUAUAUAUAAUUGUUCCCCUCCCCCUCAUAUAGACAGCAAAUUCAUUGGAAUAAAACAUCAAAUGCACAUUCGAGCAAGUCUGUUUGUUGAUCCCUCGUCAACCUACAUGACUCCCUGGAGCACAGCCACUCACUCAAACCCGCGCGCACACACGCACAUGGACACUCACAGGGACACACGUAAACAAUGACACGCACUCAACAGAACGGCCACAUCAGCAAAGGCCUGUACACAUAAGCACAUGCAUGUAUACAGUCUCUGGAACUAACAAACAAAUAUCUACGCGCACACCACACACACACACACACACACACACACACACACACACACACACACACACACACACACACACACACACACACACACACACACACAUACACACAUACACAUACACACACCCUCCCUCUCUCCCUUCCGCAUCACACACACGUAUAUAUAAAGGCACACGAACACAUGUAAAUAACCUCCACUCCCACCUCCCCAGACAAACACACACACACAAACGCAAACACACACACACAAACACACACAAGCACGCACACGCUCGUUUCGCAAGUCUGAAGUGUCUUUCACCGCUGUAAUCACCGACAGGUCUGGAAGGACCAAGAAUCUAGUCCAAGUCUCUGUCUUGCUUGCUAAUGGUAGAGGGUAAAACGAGUAAUAUGUACACAGCAACAUAGCUUAUGUCAUCAUUACACUUAUGCAGGUAAUUUGUGAUUUAGAGUGUUUAACUUCACCUCUUAAUGUGCAGGUACACACAACUAGGGCCAGAGAAGGUCAUGCAUGUCCCUAAUCAUUUAAAAAAGCCCCUGAUAUUAUGAAUUAGAACUGAUAUCUGAUCUUCUCAAUAUCAGGAUUUGGUUUUAUAGUGGAUCAGUGACAAAUUCUUAUGUUUAUUUUUCUUAUUAUUUUUUUAAAAUCUGAUGUUUGUGCAUUUUGUUCGUGAUGAUGAUCUGUAAACCGUUUAUGUAAAUAUGUAUAUAGAG